Messenger RNA from Monomorium pharaonis (pharaoh ant), 1457 nucleotides. RefSeq names its product 26S proteasome non-ATPase regulatory subunit 10. The transcript is spliced from 4 exons. The coding region runs from base 668 to 1363 and encodes 231 amino acids. Gene Ontology annotation, molecular function: protein binding. The record is from RefSeq and is a predicted model, not a curated record. NCBI's taxonomy places the organism in Eukaryota, Metazoa, Arthropoda, Insecta, Hymenoptera, Formicidae.
UAUAUAUAUAUAUAUAUCUCUCUUUUUCAUAGUUUAAAAUGUCAAUUUUAAAAUUUGAAAGUGCUUAUUUAUUAGUCAUAACAUUUAUGUACAGUUUUUUUUUAAACAAUAACCAUGCAAAUACUUUCUAGAAGUAUUAAAAUAAAGUAUAUGUAAGAUUUACUUAAUUUUUUCAUACUUAUAAAAGCGAAAAUUAAUUCAAAGAAUAUGCACGAUUCAUGGUGUUUUAACGAAGGUUAAAAAAAAAGGUGUGUAUGAAAUAUUAAUUUUCUCAUUACCAUAGCGAGAUUAUAAUCAACAGAAUGCAUCAAGCUUUUUUAUAGCUGAAUUUUAUAGUUUAUCUUUUGUUUUUCUUUCCGAGAAAAAGGGAAGAUUUAUUGUACAAGAAAUUUAAUUAAAAAGAACAGACUUUAAGUGUACAUACUUUCAUGUCGUCCUAUUGAUACAUUUCGCAUGUAAACUAUGUGACAUAUGAAAUGUUCUUUGCAUGUGUGUAUGUACCGAUCAUGUCGCUGCAGCUGUGACAAGAGACAGUUGUGAAUGCAUGACAAGUCAAUAUUGGUGACAAAAUAACGGAGUAAUUUCUGCGCGCGCGUUCAAAACGCGCAUAUUCAUAGCAUUGAGAGCUUGUCAAUUCAUCGGUGGAAGUUUUUGGAGAGCCGCAAAAAUGUUGUCGCAGCAAGAGUCCACGCCGUACGAUAUGGCAUAUCGCGGCAAAACCGCAGCCGUGAAGAUUCUGCUGAACGAGAACGAGAAGCUGAAGACGCAAACGGACAGCAACGGUCGAAUGUUGAUGCACUGGGCGGCAUUAGGCGGCCACGACGAUCUGGUCAGACACUUGCUGUCCCUGGAUGUACCAGUAGAUCCAACGGAUGACACAAACAUGACUCCGCUGAUUCUGGCGGCGUCCGCUGGCCGCGAGAAGGUUGUUAACACGUUGCUGACCGAGGGAGCGAAUGUUAACGCGAUGACGAUCGAUGGUCACUCGGCGUUGCAGUACGCCGCGUCUAAAAACUGGAAGUCCAUCUGCAUGGCAUUGCUCGAGAGGGAUGCAGACGUGAACAUCGCGGACAAACGGGGUGCCACGCCUCUCCACAGAUCCGCCUCGAAAGGCAACAUCGCCAUCGUAGAGCUCCUCAUGGAGUACGGGAAGAAAUUGAACAUAGAUCAGAGAGACGCGUACGGCAACACACCGUUGCAUCUCGCUUGCGAGGAGGAUCGCGUGGAAGAAGCAAAACUGCUGACGGCGCACGGCGCGGACUUGAUGAUCACCAACAGAGAGCGCAAGACUCCGUUGGAUCUCGCGAGUCCUGGAUUAGUUCGACAGCUCCAGGAAAUCAAACAAAAGACUGCGUCAAAGUGAAAUGCUCCCUCGCGCAAAUUUGUUUUCGUCCGAGAGGUUUACGUGAUUUAAGUUUCGUUAAAUAAGUCUCCACAAUAAAUUUAUUCAUGAUUAA